AUGUCUUCCUACACGCAGAUUCCCCAGGGCCACCCUGAUCCUGACCUCACUCCUUCCGACAACAACCCACCUCAUGACUCCUCUCUCCGCAUCUACUGGCUCGCGGCUGUUGUCUGCUGCGGGGGGCUCCUCUUUGGCUAUGACUCCGGUGUCAUCGGAGGCGUCCUCACAUUCGACUCCUUCCUUCGCGACUUCCAAUACUCCGCACACGACCAAACCCAAGUUAGUGCCAUUGCCGUCGGCAUCCAACAAGCCGGCGCCCUAGCAGGAUGCCUGCUUAUCUGGCCACUCACAAACCGCCAUGGCCGUCGGCGCGCAAUGAUGCUCUGCUCCUCUGUCUUCUGCCUCGGUGUCCUCUUCGAAAUCAUCAACUCGCACUCCCUACUCAUCUUCUAUAUCGGGCGUAUCAUCUGCGGACUCGGCGUUGGGGGUUCCGCCACCGUUAGCCCUAUAUACCUCGCCGAGAUGAGUCCUAGACACCUCCGUGCCCGUCUCGGCAGCGGGUACCAAUUCACUUUCACCGUCGGAAUCUUCGCCUCAUACUGGAUUGAUUAUGCGCUGCAGUUUCGAGCCCCCACGCCUGCGCAGUGGCAAAUCCCGCUCGCGCUGCAGCUCGUUCCCGGCGCACUCAUGGGACUGGGAAUGCUCUCCCUAACCGACAGUGUGCGCUGGCUUCUGGCAAACGGCCACACCCAUGCAGCAUGGACAAGUCUGCUCUGGAUCCGCGGCGCAGACAAUAAGGGCAAGAGAAGCAACAGCCCCUCAGCGGUAGCGGUAGCAGUAGAAUUCGCCGAAAUGAAACGCGCCGUCGACGACGACAGAACCGCUACCGCAAACUUCCACCCGCGCGAGCUCCUCCUCCGUCCGAACCUGCACCGCAUCGCCCUAGCCGUCUUCCUCUUCGUCGCGCAGCAGGCCACGGGGGCGACGGCACUUGCCUACUUCGGGCCCCAGUUCUUUGGGCUCCUUGUUGGCGCCCCUAAUGCCGGCGCAGGCACAGGAGAGGAGCAGUCAAAAGCAGAAGCAGCAACACAUUCCCUCACCCUCUUUCUAACGGGGAUCUUCGGCGCCCUUAAAGUCCUCAGCUGCCUAUUCUUUCUCAUUUUCGUGGCUGACCGGUUCGGUCGAAAACCCCUUCUUGGACUCGGCGCGCUCGGGAUGGCAGGUUGCAUGAUUUUCACGUCUAUCUUGCUGAAGUCCCAAUCUAUAUCCCCUCCUCCCCCACCAGCUGAAUCAACAACAUCAUCAUCGAUAUCCCCCACAAGCAUAAUAACAAUCCUCCUCAUCUACACCGCAAUAACAGUCUAUAAUCUCUCCUGGGGCCCAUUGCCCUGGCCGCUAACCGCCGAGUUCUUCCCAACGCGUCUCCGCUCCCCGGGCGUGUCUCUAGCAGUCGCAAGCCAGUGGGCGUCGAACUUUAUCUGGUCGUCCUCGACACCCUAUAUACUAAGGGAUCUGGGGUGGGCGACGUUUUUGCUUUUUGGGGUCCUGGACUUGGGUAUUGCGGCGGUUGUUUGGGUUUAUUUGCCAGAGACGAGAGGGCUGAGCCUUGAAGAGGUACAGGGGGUUUUUGAUAGUUAUCGUGGCGUUGAUCAUGAAGGAGAUGACUAUGAGGAGGAGAGGGAGGGGCUUGUCAGGCAGGGGAGCUUUGAGGGCGAGGAGGAUGGUGAGGAAGGUAGGAAGAGUGGUGCUAGUAUGCAUGCUGCUAGACAGACCUAA
Aspergillus versicolor CBS 583.65 is the source of this 1719-nucleotide messenger RNA. Its product is annotated as sugar porter family MFS transporter. Gene Ontology annotation, cellular component: membrane. Gene Ontology annotation, molecular function: carbohydrate:proton symporter activity. NCBI's taxonomy places the organism in Eukaryota, Fungi, Ascomycota, Eurotiomycetes, Eurotiales, Aspergillaceae. Gene Ontology annotation, biological process: transmembrane transport; carbohydrate transport. The coding region runs from base 1 to 1719 and encodes 572 amino acids. The transcript is spliced from 2 exons. The record is from RefSeq and is a predicted model, not a curated record.